UUUUGUUGGCUAUUUUGGCGUCAAAACAAUUUUUAAACAAAAUUUGGAUCAAUGUCUUCAGAAGAUCAGGAUAUUUCAAGGAUUUUUUCUCAAAAAGUUGAACGUCGAUUUCAACGGGACUUUGGACGAUUUAUUGGUGGAGGUCAUCAUUCUAGUAGAUACACAUCAACUCCAAACGAACUUAAACGGAUUACACAAAGUACAGACAAUUCUUUAAAUGUUAAAUUAAUUGAAGCUAAAGAAGAAAUUGAUUCUCUUCACCGAAAGUUAAAUUCUAAAAAUGAAGAAAUUGAACGGUUAAAAGCUGUUGAGAAUACUUCUAAAGCAAAAAUUGAGGAAUUAAAUAUUCAAUUGGAUGAAUUAAAAAUGGAAAUUGAUAAAGGAAAACGAAAAAGUUUUGAUUUUAGUGAAGACAAGUCAAAAGAGAGGUUACUUCUAAGCGAUUAUCGAAAUGCUUUGUCAAAAUACAAAACUUGGGCCGAAUUUGCUGACAAACAAUUAAAUGAAAUGAAGGUUAUUUUGAAAGAAGUUGGUGGAUGGACUGAAGCAAAUCGUUAUAGAAUUUAUUUUGCUUAUAGAGGAAUUGCUCCAGAAAUGGUUACAGACGAGAUGGUCGCUUCACUCACGAAUGGAUCAAUUAUCAACUAUCCAGGAAAUAUUGAAAAUAUUGAGGGAAUUACAGCUUCAGAAUAUCGACCAAGAUUUCACUGUAUAUCCACACAAACUGAAGGAACUUCUCCUUCAGAGGAAAACAAAUUUGCAAAACCUUUACCUCCACAAAAUUCUUCUAGUGAAGGAAUGUCUGCAAAUGAACUGCGACUUCUUGACUGUGAGCGUCAAAUUGAACAACUUGAAAUUCAGAAUGCACAAAUGCGUGAACAAUUGAUUAUUUUUGGUGAUCGUGCUAAAAAUGUAGAAUUGUUGGAAGAACAAAAAGAUGACUUAAAAUUGCAACUUUCAAUACUUGUUCGACAAAAUCAAAAAUUACUCGAAGAACAAGAGCAAUUUAAAUCAGCAUUUUCUGGUGGAGAAGAACAACUUAGAUUAAAAAAUGAGCACUUAACAAAAAGAUUGAAGAUUUUAGAAGAUCAAAGAGAAGGUUUAAGUUUGGCAGAAUCUCGUCGCAUUGCCAAAAUUUUUAAGCAAAAAUAUGAAAAGGAAAUGGCACAACUCCGAAGCAAACUUGAAGAAUAUGAGAAAGGUUCUGAUACAACAAGAAUUUGUCGUUUUGUUCAACGCAAUCCUUUGGAUGAAGCACAUGACGACCAUUUAGUUAAACAAGUAGCUGCUGAGGCUACUGCUGCUGCGAAAUUUGGUGUUAAUUCUUUGAAGAGACGCAAAAUGGAAGACGAUAUUGAUUCUUCUCAACCAGCAAAUAAUUCUGAUUUAACAUUUUUGGUUGAAGAAGAAGAAAACGAAGAAGAUCCUUCUACAAUUCGUGAACUUCGUCUUCAAUUAGCAAAUGUCAAAACUUUGGUUGAACAAAAUGAACAAAGUAAUUCUGAAUAUUUGGCUCAAUACAAAGAAUUUGUUAAACUUUUGUGUGGUUAUGAUAUUCGUUUUGGAGAAGAUGGUUUUUGUGAAGCUGAAAAUAUUCUUUCAAAAGAUUGCACUUUUCUUUUUCAAAAACAACAAAUUCCAUUAGAUGUUGAAUGUACUAGUAGUACACAAAUAACAACUGGUGCAGGUAUUGAUCUUUUGGAUAGUGAAAGUGCUCGACAAUGGAAGGAUGUUUUGGAGAAUUAUUUGGUUUGGAAUUUUUAUUUUUUUUAAUAUUUAAAAAUGGGAUAAACUGUCCACAAUUUUUAGAAUUAUAAUAGGCGUAACCAAGGGGCUCCUUGCACCACUAUAAAAUACUUUGUACGUAGGAUUGUUGUUUUCAAACCUAACCGAAAACCCAGAAUUUUUGGUCCGGUUUCGAUUAACUGAGGAAUCUGGUGAAACUGACAAUCCUAAAUUGUAAUGAACAAGGGAUAAUGGCUGUAUAAAAAUGAUUAUUAGGCUGG
This is a messenger RNA of Meloidogyne enterolobii, 2006 nucleotides long. Lineage: Eukaryota; Metazoa; Nematoda; Chromadorea; Rhabditida; Meloidogynidae. The record is from the annotation of a GenBank genome assembly.